CUUUCGAAUUCAGCACUCAGACCUAAGGUGUGGCAGACGGAACCAUUCUGUCUCCCUUUUUGAGAAACAGAGAAGAGAGAAAGGAAACAACUUGGAGUGGGAUCGGUUGUGUUUUCCUUUUGGUCCGACCUAGUGGAAAGGAUGAGAUAAGGAUCAGAGUUCAACAUUCAGGCAAAUACUGCUGAACUUGCAGGACUACGAAUCCCUGGCAGUGUAAAUAGUCCAGGAAGAGACUGCAAAACAAAGCUGUCGGCCUCAAGAAGUGCUUUGCAGUGAUGAGAUCUUGCUUCUUCUUGGCCAUCCUUUGCUACGGGGUGCUUGGAGAUGUCCUUCAGCUGGAGAAGAUGUAUGGAAGGAUCGCAUCUCCAGAUUUCCCCAACAUCUAUCCAAACAGCAAGGAGAGGACUUGGAACAUCACGGUGCCCCGGGGCUAUGCUAUCCGACUCUACUUCACCCACUUCAACCUGGAGUUGUCCUAUCUGUGUGAAUACGACUAUGUGAAAUUGCGUUCAGGAGGAAAUGUAUUGGCCACUCUGUGUGGGCACCAGAGCACCGACACGGAGGAAGCCCCGGGAGACAAGACCUACCACUCGCUGGACAACAACCUGGCAGUGACCUUCCGCUCGGACUACUCCAACGAGAAGGAAUUCACUGGCUUUGAAGCAUUCUAUGCUGCCGAAGACGUUGAUGAGUGUGAACAGCAGCUCGACGGUGAGCCGAUUUGUGAUCAUCACUGCCAUAAUCACCUGGGCGGCUUUUACUGCAGCUGCCAGGUUGGAUAUCUGCUGCACAGAGACAAGAAGACCUGCACCGCUGACUGCCAAAGCAGGGUGCUGACAACAAGGACGGGAGAGUUUACCAGCCCGAAUUAUCCCAACCCGUAUCCCAAACUCUCCAAAUGCCAUUAUGGUAUCCGGGUGGAAGAAGGAUUUAUGGUCAUCCUGGAAUUCGUGGAAACAUUUGACGUGGAAAGCCAUCCAGAAGUGCCGUGUCCCUAUGACAUCCUUAAGGUAAAAACACCCAAGCGUGAGUUCGGCCCGUUCUGCGGAGAGACCCUUCCUCCACAAAUUGAAACACGCAGCCACAUUGUGGAUAUUGAGUUCACAACGGACCUCUCCGGAGCUCACACUGGGUGGAAGCUCAGAUAUAACACAACAGCUCUGCCAUGCCCCAACCCUGAAGCACCAUCGAAUGGCCACAUCUCUCCAGCGCAAACACAAUAUAUUAUGAAAGACUCCUACCAACUCCUCUGUGAUACGGGCUACGUAGUCUUGGAAAACGAGAAGAUUGUGGAAUCCUUCACAGCGAUAUGUCAAAAGGAUGGUUCCUGGGACAAGCUAAUGGCUCAGUGCACCAUUGUUGACUGUGGCCCAGCUGUAGAUGCAGCAAAUGGGACCCUCGUCUACACCACGGGGCCUGAUGUUACCACAUACCAGGCAGAGAUCAAAUACACCUGUGAGAGCCCCUACUAUGCUCUGAAAGCAGGGCUUUCUGGCGACUACCAAUGUGCCCCUGAUGGCUACUGGAGAGAUGCCAAGGGAAGGAAAGCUCCUCCUGUCUGUGAACCAGUUUGUGGAGUCCAAUCAGCGAAUGCCCUGCAGCGCAUAUUUGGUGGCAAAAGGGCACGGCCUGGCCAGUUUCCUUGGCAGGUUCUGAUCACCGAUGCGCAAGGAGCAACAGGCGGCGGAGCUCUCUUACACGACAACUGGAUCUUAACAGCUGCCCACGUCCUCAGCAAUCCCGCGGACGCAUCCUCCCUGACGCUGAAGCUGGGGCUUCUGAACAAGCGUUCUCCCCGUUACCACCCAGCCUGGGCCGAAUCCGCUUUUGUCCAUUCGGAUUUCGCCAACAACGGCAUCAACUUUGACAACGACAUUGCUCUGAUCAAACUGAGACACAAAGUCCCUAUCAAUGCCAACAUCACCCCGAUUUGUUUGCCAGGAAGAAGCGGCAGAUUCCACGUGAACACGAGCGACAUCGGAGUGGUGGCUGGGUGGGGGAAAACCGAGAAAAGGAGGCAGUCCCCUUUAUUGUUGUAUACUGAGCUACCCGUUGUGGAUCCCAAGAAGUGUAAAGCUGCCUACGCCGGCCAUAGCUUGGAGGGGAAGCCACUAGUCCUGACGGAAAAUAUGCUUUGUGCCGGGUACGACCACGGGGGAAACGAUUCUUGCAGCGGAGAUAGCGGUGGCUCAUUAGUAUUUUUUGAUUUGGACACCAGGACGUGGUUUGUUGGUGGUGUUGUGUCCUGGGGGUUGGAGUGCGGGGCUGCAGGGCUGUAUGGCGUGUACACUAAAGUCAUGAAUUACAUCUCAUGGAUUGAAGACACCAUUGCACGCAAUUCUUAGGAAUGAUGUUAUUCCAAUAAAAUAAUACAUUCCUCUAUUGCAACGCAA
Messenger RNA from Anolis sagrei ordinatus, 2393 nucleotides. RefSeq names its product MBL associated serine protease 2 (gene MASP2). Lineage: Eukaryota; Metazoa; Chordata; Lepidosauria; Squamata; Anolidae. Gene Ontology annotation, molecular function: calcium ion binding; serine-type endopeptidase activity. Gene Ontology annotation, biological process: complement activation; proteolysis. The record is from RefSeq and is a predicted model, not a curated record. Gene Ontology annotation, cellular component: extracellular region.